GGCAAAGCUGAUUCUCUACCUGGGCCCAGGUGAGCUCCUCUCUGAAUCAGUCGGUUGCUCGGUGCCCAGGAUGGAAAGGGCCGGGACGGUAUCCGGAGGAGACCAAGCCGGGGCCGAGUUCCCGAUGCAGCCCUUGGAAAACCAGGUCCCGAGCCUGGAGCAACCGCAGGUCCCCGCCGAGGAGCGACGACAGGAGAGUCCUGAGAGCAGCCCGGCUACCGCCGUGCAGGAGGCGAUUGGCGGAAAGAAGCUGCCCUCGCCUCUCCCCGCGCGCCUGCGGCUGCUGCCACCCAACCUGGGCUACGGCGCCUUCCGCCGCCAGGCGUCCACCAGCCGGGAGCUGCCGUCCCCGGGCCCCGCCGCCGCCGAGCAGCCCCGGGAAGGCGAGGCUCCGGGGGCCGAGCUGGUGCCCUGGGCCGCACCGGGGGAGCCGGCGCCCGGAGCCUGGGCGCCCAUGGAACUGCAGGUGGACGUGCGCGUGAAACCCAUGGGCACGGCGGGCGGCAGCCAUGCUCCCUCGCCCACGCCCUCCACGCGCUUCAUCACCGUGCCGGUGCCUGAGUCCCCAGCCUUCUCCCGCCACGCCUCCCCCGCGUCCCCGCUCCUGCAGCGGACCGCGUCCAUGGGCAGCACGUGGGGCCGGGGCGCGCAGCUGGCCGCAGCCCCGGCGGAGCGCGGCCUGGAUGCUGAGGGCCAGGCCAGCCCCGCCGAGGGGGCCGCGGAGCCCGCAGGCUCCCCCACGUGCCGCUGCCGCUGCAAGGAGCAGGAGCAGGAGGACGCCGUGCUGCUGCACCGCGCCCAGGUGGACGGCGACAAGAAGCUGCACCGGGCGAUUAAGCUCAUAGGGCUGCCCAUGUACAUGAAGUCCCUGCGCUGGGCCCUGGCAGUCAUGGCCGUGCUCCUGGCGGUGUCCACGGUCGCCAUUGUGGCCCUGGCCUCUAGAGCAGGGGCCAGGUGCCGGCCAUGCCCCCAGGGCUGGCUGUGGUCCGGGGAGCAUUGCUACUACCUCUCUGCUGAAGCUCAGGCCUGGGAGGCCAGCCAGGCUUUCUGCUCUGCCCACCACGCUACCUUACCCCUGCUGAUCCACACACAGGACUUCCUGACCAGAUACCCAGUCACCAAGUACUCCUGGGUGGGAGCCCGGCGAGGCCCCCAGGGCUGGCACUGGAUCGACGGGGCCCCCCUGCCGCGCCAGCUACUCCCAGAGGAAGCUGAGGACAAGCCGCAUCUCGAGUGUGGGGGCCUGGAGGGAGGCAAGCUCGUGGCUUUGGACUGCGCCUCUUCAAGACCCUGGGCCUGCGCCAAGGGGACCAAGUGACUUGUGUCCCAACCCACCUGAGCCUGUUGGGGCAUGCAGCCCCCCUCAGGGGACCGAGUGAAGAGCUGGGGCAGCCUCUUU
Messenger RNA from Rhinolophus ferrumequinum (greater horseshoe bat), 1399 nucleotides. RefSeq names its product killer cell lectin like receptor G2 (gene KLRG2). The record is from RefSeq and is a predicted model, not a curated record. NCBI's taxonomy places the organism in Eukaryota, Metazoa, Chordata, Mammalia, Chiroptera, Rhinolophidae. The transcript is spliced from 5 exons. Bases 71 to 1318 code for a protein of 415 amino acids.